Messenger RNA from Cetraspora pellucida, 1080 nucleotides. NCBI's taxonomy places the organism in Eukaryota, Fungi, Glomeromycota, Glomeromycetes, Diversisporales, Gigasporaceae. The record is from the annotation of a GenBank genome assembly.
AUGAAAAAAUUAUAUACCACAAAAAAGCCUACAAAAGCAAAGAAAAAAACUGUUACAAGAUAUUGUUCUAUGUGCAGAAAAGCUGGGCAUACAAAAAUGAAUUGCCCCAAAGUCUGCAGAGCAGGACACUCCAUAUCUAAAAAAGCUAAACAGAUCAAUAAUAUUUCCCAAUAUGGAUAUAUUAGCCAAAGCCAAUCAGAAGAUGAAAUCGAAUACGAUCAAGAAGAAACUAGCCAAUCAGAAACUGACCAAGAAAAUAGCGAGAUUGAAUCUCAAGAAACUAAUUGCUUUAAUUUAAAAAAAAAAGUGGGUAAAUUGUUUCCUGAAAUGAAAGACUCAUAUUAUUCAUAUCAUUUAAAAAACUAUACAAAAAAAGAAGUAGACAAGGUCUGGGAAAAUAUAAUAAAAAAGUAUCAAGUUAUUUUAGAACCAUUAUUUCAAGCAUGCUCUAGUUCUUCUCACGAGCUCGAGAAGAUAGAAGGGUCUUCCUCUUCUGCGAAGCAGGACACUUUGUGUCUAAAUUAUGCUAUAAAACAAUAUCAAGAAGCUCAAUUAUAUCGAAAUUGGUUUGACUCAUUAAAAAUAAACUUUUUGCAAAUAAAAGAACCCAAUAAUUAUGCUACUAUUUCAUGUAAAGUAUAUGAUUUAGAAAUACCCCAUGCAUUACUCGAUACAGGUUCAGAUGGGUCACAUAUUUCUGAAAAUAUCGCAAACCAUUUUAUAAAAUAUUUUGGGUUAAAAUUAGAUAGAAAAAAGAUUUAUAGACUAACAGGUGCUGUAGGCGAAAAACAAUCUAUUGGAAGCUUUUCUGAUAUACCUGUUACUAUAGGUAUUGAAAAUGAUACCUUAACAAUUUCAGAUGAGUUUUCAGUUUUACCAACAGAAAAAGAUAAUAAUGGUAAUAAUAUAUCAUUAUUUAUUCUUGGUACUAGAUGGCAACAUCGAGCUGGCUGGGAACCUAUAGUAAAGGGUGAGUUUACAGCAUCAGCUAAUGGAAAGACUAUUACUAUUCCACUUUCUGUUUAUAAUAAAAAUGAAGAAUCAAAGCUUCGAAUUUCCAAUUCACUCAAAAAAAAAUAA